Messenger RNA from Anopheles bellator, 6339 nucleotides. RefSeq names its product cell adhesion molecule Dscam2 (gene Dscam1). The record is from RefSeq and is a predicted model, not a curated record. Gene Ontology annotation, cellular component: axon; plasma membrane. The transcript has 21 exons. Gene Ontology annotation, biological process: axon guidance; dendrite self-avoidance; homophilic cell-cell adhesion. Gene Ontology annotation, molecular function: cell-cell adhesion mediator activity. Lineage: Eukaryota; Metazoa; Arthropoda; Insecta; Diptera; Culicidae. Bases 1 to 6339 code for a protein of 2112 amino acids.
AUGGUGAUGGGACGCGAAGCGGCACUCGCAAUCGCGUUAUUCUGCCUAUUAAGUGGAUUCAAUUGUCUCAAUGGAGUAUCGGCAGCCGGCAAGGUGGAUGACUCGAAAGGCCCCGUCUUUCUGAAGGAACCGACCAACCGCAUCGACUUUUCUAAUUCGACCGGUGCCGUCGUCGAGUGCAGCGCUACCGGCAAUCCGCCCCCGGAAAUGAUCUGGAUCCGUAGCGACGGAACGGCGGUCGGUGACGUGCCCGGACUGCGGCAGAUUCUGCAGAACGGAAACCUCGUGUUUCCGCCGUUCCGUGCCGAGGACUACCGGCAGGAGGUGCACGCCCAGGUCUACGCCUGUAUGGCCAAAAACCAGUUCGGAUCGGUGAUCUCGCGCGAUGUCAACGUACGGGCCGUUGUGCAGCAGAACUAUCAGAUACGCGUGAACGAUGAGUUUGUGCUGGUCAAAAACACGGCCAUCCUGAAGUGCUUGGUGCCGUCCUUUCUGCAGGACUUCCUAUCGAUCGAUUCGUGGGAUGUUGACGAUCAGACCAUCACGAUGGACAGCGACGACACGGACGGCAAGUACAUGGUUCUACCGUCGGGAGAGCUGCAUAUCCGUGAGGUUGGUCCGGAGGAUGGCUACAAGAGCUACCAGUGCCGGACGAAGCACCGAUUGACGGGCGAAACGCGACUAUCGGCCACCAAGGGACGACUGGUGAUCACAGAACCACUUGGUAGAGUGGCUCCCAAGCUAGCCUCCGCGUCUAAGAUCAUCACGGCAGAAGGAAGACGUAGAAAUACGAUCGCUUUGCUCUGCUCCGCUCAGGGCUAUCCGAUCGCUGUGUUUAGGUGGUACAAGUACAUCGAGGGCACCCAGCAGAAGAAGGCGGUCGUGCUGGAUGAGCGCGUGAAGCAAGUGUCCGGUACGCUGAUCAUCAAGGAUGCAGUCGUCGACGAUUCGGGAAAGUAUCUGUGCGUGGUCAACAACUCGGUCGGAGGCGAGAGCGUCGAAACGGUUCUCACCGUCACUGCACCGCUGGCCGCAAAGAUUGAGCCGCGCACGCAAACGGUCGACUUUGGCCGGCCAGCCGUCUUCACGUGCAAGUUCUCGGGAAAUCCGAUCAAAACCGUGUCCUGGACGAAGGACGGCAAAUCGCUCGGCCACAGCGAUGCCGUGCUGCGCAUCGAGUCGGUGAAAAAGGAAGACAAGGGCAUGUACCAGUGUUUCAUUCGCAACGACCAGGAAAGCGCACAGGCCAGCGCCGAGCUGAAGCUGGGAGGACGAUUCGAUCCACCGAUCAUUCGCGAAGCGUUCCCGGAGGAGACUCGCCAUCCCGGUCCGUCGGUGUUUCUGAAGUGUGUUGCGGGUGGUAAUCCGACGCCCGAGAUCGGCUGGGAGCUGGACGGCAAGAAGAUUACGAACAGCGAACGGUACCAGGUCGGUCAGUACGUCACGGUGAACGGGGACGUCGUUUCGCACCUCAACAUUACGUCGAUCCACUCGAACGACGGUGGUCUGUACAAGUGUAUCGCCAGCAGCAAGGUCGGUGUGGCUGACCAUUCGGCCAAGCUGAACGUGUACGGGUUGCCAUACGUCCGGACGAUGGAAAAGAAGGCUAUCGUCGCGGGGGAAACGCUGAUCGUCACCUGCCCCGUGGCCGGCUAUCCGAUUGAGUCGAUCGUAUGGGAGCGUGACAAUCGCCAGCUGCCGAUAAACCGCAAGCAGAAAGUUUUCCCGAACGGCACGCUGAUCAUCGAGAACGUAGAACGCAACUCGGACCAGGCCACGUACACGUGUGUGGCGAAGAACUCGGAAGGAUACACGGCACGCGGCACUCUCGAGGUGCAAGUCAUGGUUCUGCCCAUCAUUCACCCGUUCGAGUUCGGGGAGGAACCGUUCGAUAUCUACAGCGCGGUGACGGUCAGCUGUACCGUCACGAAGGGUGAUCUGCCGAUCGAUAUAGGGUGGGGCUUUAAUGGGCGUCGGGUUCACACGACCGACGGUGUGCUGAUCACGAAGAGUGGACAACGCAGUAGUCUGUUGUCAAUCGAAUCCGUUCAACCGCGACACGCUGGCAAUUAUACCUGCUCGGCUCAGAAUGCGGCCGGAACGGUAGAGCACAGUUCCCAGCUGGUGGUGAUAGUUCCACCCAAGGUAUUCCCGUUCAGUUUCGGGGACGAGCCCAUGAACGAGGGCGAUUCGGGAUCCAUCCAGUGUAACGUACCGUCCGGGGACCUACCGAUCGGGAUCCGGUGGUACUUCGAGGGCGCUCUCAUUGGGGACCCCUCGACAACGAUCACACAGAUCGGGCGGCGGGCAAAGGCACUCACGAUCGACGCGGUGACGGCUCGUCACGCCGGAAAUUACACCUGCGAGGCUUCGAACAUCGCCGAUGUGGUGCAGUACACGGCCACACUGCUGGUGAACGUUCCACCGAGGUGGAUCCUGGAACCGACCGAUAAGGCCUUCGCUCAGGGCUCAAACGCCAAGGUUGAGUGCAAAGCGGACGGUUUCCCGAAGCCACAGGUUACCUGGAAGAAAGCAGUCGGCGAUACUCCCGGCGAGUACAAGGAUCUGCGAUCGAACGAUUCAAGCAUUCGCGUUGAGGAAGGCUCUCUGUUCAUCCAGAACAUUCAGAAAUCGAACGAGGGUUACUAUCUGUGCGAGGCCAUUAACGGUAUUGGAUCCGGUUUGAGCGCCGUCACGCUGAUCACCGUCCAGGCACCGCCGGAGUUCGUCGAGAAACUGCGCAAUCAGACGGCACGUCGCGGCGAACCGACCGUACUGCAGUGCGAAGCGAAAGGUGAAAAACCGAUCGGUAUCUUGUGGAACAUGAACAACAUCCGGCUGGACCCUAAAUCGGACAACCGGUACACGAUCCGAGAGGAAAUUCUCCCGAACGGUGUCACGUCCAGUCUGUCCAUCAAGCGUACCGAGCGCAGCGAUUCGGCACUGUUCACCUGCAUGGCUACGAACGCGUUCGGAAGUGACGAUACGAGCAUCAACAUGAUCAUCCAAGAGCCGGCCGAGAUGCCGUACGCGCUGAAGGUGCUGGACAAAUCGGGACGCACCGUGCAGUUGAGCUGGGCCAAACCUUACGAUGGUAACUCACCGCUCAAGCGGUACAUCAUCGAAUUUAAGCGCUCCCGAGGAUCGUGGGAAAACGAUAUCGAUCGCGUGAUCGUACCGGGCGACACCAACGAGGCGCAGGUGCAGAAGCUAAGCCCGGCCACUACCUACAACAUUCGUAUCGUGGCGGAGAACGAGAUCGGCGUAUCGGAUCCGUCCGAUGUGGUGACGAUCAUCACGGCCGAAGAGCAACCUUCCGGAAAGCCUCAGACCAUCAAGGUGGAACCGAUCAAUCAGACGACGUUGCGCGUAAGCUGGAAGGCACCGCCUCGCGCCGAAUGGAACGGUGACAUACUGGGCUACUACGUGGGUUUCAAGCAAACGUCCGUCAACUCGUCAUACAUUUACGAAACGGUCAACUACUCGCUCGAGGGCGGCGAAGGCAAGGAGCACAGUCUGGAGAUUAACAACCUGAAAACAUACACCCAGUAUUCGAUCGUCAUCCAGGCAUUCAACAAGGUCGGUGCCGGUCCGAUGAGCGACGAAGAGAAGCAGUACACGGCCGAAGGAACACCGGAUCAGCCACCGAGCGAUACGAUGUGCACGACGCUGACGUCGCAGACGAUUCGCGUAUCGUGGGUCAGCCCACCGCUCGAGUCGGCCAACGGGGUCAUCAAGGGCUACAAGGUGGUGUACGCUCCCAGUGACCUGUGGAAUGAUGACAAAAACAAGGACUACAAGAAGACGGCCUCCAGCGACACGGUGCUGCACGGGCUGAAGAAGUACACCAACUACACGAUGCAGGUGCUGGCAACCACAUCCGGUGGCGACGGAGUACGCAGCGCACCGAUCCACUGCCAAACGGAACAGGACGUGCCGGAGGCUCCGAUCGGUGUGAAGGCGCUCGUCAUGUCGGAGGGUUCCAUUCUCGUGUCUUGGCAGCCCCCGUCCCAGCCGAACGGUCUGAUCCUGCAGUACACGGUGUACAUCAAGAGUGGCGAGCAGGACCCGAAAAGCCACAAGGUGCCAUCGUACCAGAUGAGCUACGAAGCGUCCGGGUUAGAGAAGAAUCAAAAGUACGAAUUCUGGGUCACGGCUUCGACCACGAUCGGCGAGGGGCAACCGUCGAAGACGCUGUCCGCCAUGCCGAGCGACAAGGUACCGGCCAAGAUCGCUUCGUUCGAUGACAAAUUUACGGCCACGUUCAAGGAAGACGCCAAGCUGCCGUGCUUGGCCGUCGGUUCACCGACCCCGGAUAUUACGUGGAAAAUCAAGGGCGUAGAGUUUGUGCCGAACGAACGCAUUCGCCAGCUACCGGAAGGUUCACUGUUCAUUAAGGACGUGGUGCGACAGGAUGCGGGCGACUACACGUGUACGGCCGAAAAUUCGAUCGCCAAAGACUCGAUCACCCACCGGUUGAUCAUUCUUGCGCCGCCCCAAUCGCCCCAGUUGACGCUGACUGCGACGACCACGGACUCACUGUCCGUGAAGCUGAAGCCACACGACUCGGAUACGGCCCCGCUGCAAGGAUACACGCUCCACUACAAACCCGAGUUCGGAGAGUGGGAAACGAUCGAUGUGGCGCUCGAGGCACCGAAAUAUACGAUCGAGAAACUGUACUGUGGAUCACGGUAUCAGGUGUACGCGACCGCCUACAACACCAUCGGAGCUGGGGAGCCAUCGGACAUCCUGAACACUCGCACCAAGGGAUCGAAACCGUUGCUGCCCGAGAAGUCACGCUUCAUCGAAGUUUCGUCCAACUCGAUCACGCUCCAUCUGCCGGCCUGGAAGGACGGAGGAUGCCGUAUGUCACACUUUGUGGUGGAGCAUAAGAAGAAGGAUCAAAUCGAUUGGAAUCAGAUUUCUAACAACGUCAAACCGGGCGGCAAUUUUGUCGUACUCGAUCUGGAGCCAGCCACUUGGUACAACCUUCGCGUGACGGCACACAACAACGCCGGGUUCACGGUGGCUGAGUAUGAGUUCGCUACCCUCACGAUCACGGGCGGUACGGUUGCGCCCAGCUUCGGCUCCGUCCAGCCGGGCUCGAUGUACCCCCCGUGGAUUCCCCACUGGAUCGAUCUGAACGUGAUGGUACCACUGAUCGCAACCGUGAUCGUGGUGGCGGUAGGUGUACUAGUCAUUUGUGUUGCCAUCUCACGACGCCGGGACGACGAUCCACGCUGCGGGCCGAAGGAUGUGUACUACGAUGUGGUGUACAAUCAGUCCAUGGGCCCGGCAGGAGCUGCCACGCUGGACAAGAGGCGCCCAGACAUCCGGGAUGAGCUGGGAUACAUUGCGCCGCCCAAUCGUAAACUGCCACCGGUUCCGGGCUCCAACUACAACACGUGCGAUCGCGUCAAGCGCGGAACGGUUAUCAGCCAUAAUCCCUCCAUAAAAUCCAAUCAUACCACUUGGGACCCGCGACGGCCGUUGUACGAGGAGCUGAAGAAGGCUCCACCGCCACUGCCACGACGUUUCAACCAUCCUCCGGCGUGUUACGGUAUGGAGGAUGAAAUUUGCCCGUACGCAACGUUCCACCUGCUGGGCUUCCGUGAGGAGAUGGACCCGACGAAGGCAAUGAACUUCCAGACGUUCCCGCACCAGAACGGAAUGGGCGGCCCGGGUCACAUGGGCACGAUGGGCUCGAACAUGGCGAUGCAGGUGCCCAGCCAUGUCCAUUCCCGCUCCGGUUCACAGUCAAUGAACCGGUACGCGCGCAAGAACAGCCAGGGUGGCCAGAGUAGCAUCUACACCCCGGCCCCGGAGUAUGACGAUCCGGCCAACUGCGCCGAGGAAGAUCAAUACAGACGAUACACGCGCAUCAACUCCCAGGGCGGUUCCAUGUACUGUGGCCCGGGACCCGAGUACGAUGAUCCGGCCAACUGCGCCCCCGAAGAUGAUCAGUACGGUUCGCAGUACGGUGGCAACUAUGGCACACCGUACGAACAUUACGGCUCCCGGGGCUCCGUUGGCCGUCGGAGCGUAGGUUCGCCGGAACCUCCGCCGCCGCCACCGCGCAAUCACGAUACGAGCAACUCGUCGUUUAACGAUUCGAAGGAAAGCAACGAAAUUUCCGAAGCCGAAUGCGAUCGCGAUAAUGGACCGCGCGGAAACUAUGGAGAGCCAUCCGAGGCCACUUCGAAAUCCAACGAUGCUGGUAAUGCGGAGGAAACAGAAAAGUUACUGAAAAGAAACGAAGUCAAACCCAAGUACACCAAACAAACAGCAGCAGCCCCCGGUGGCACCGGACUCACAGCCUACGAUACUAUGGCAGUGUAA